Molecule: messenger RNA, 327 nt
Organism: Oncorhynchus kisutch (coho salmon)
Lineage: Eukaryota; Metazoa; Chordata; Actinopteri; Salmoniformes; Salmonidae
Product: sperm protamine P1-like
Exons: 3
Coding region: 1-327 (108 amino acids)
Source: RefSeq, a predicted model, not a curated record
AUGAGGAGAAGUAGAAGUAGCAGGAGGAGAAGUAGAAGCAGCAGGAGGAGAAGUAACAGUAGCAGUAGCAUGAGGAGAAGUAGAAGUAGCAGUAGCAGGAGGAGAAGUAGCAAUAGCAGGAGGAGAAGAAGCAGGAGCCGUAGCAGGAGGAGGAGCAGUAGCAGGAGUAGGAUCAGUAGCAGGAGGAGGAUGAGUAGAAGCAGGAGCAGUAGCAGGAGGAGGAGCAGUAGCAGGAGGAGCAGGAGCAGGAUGAGCAGUAACAGGAGAAAUCUGAGUCAGGCUCUGAUCAGAGGGCCUGUGUCACCUAUGGUUGCCAUGGUGCUGUAA